UCUGUGGUUUCGGUUGCACCGACCAGAAAAAAAAAGGUUUUGUUGCUCGAAAGGGUGAGGAGUGGUUGUGCUUUAUUGCUAUAAAAAAGACUAUGUAUGCGAAAUAAACAUGUUGAAAUUUAAAAAAAUGGGUUCCGAGAAAGUACCGUUGCUGCUUGUGACUGCGAACGUUGGAUCUAUAUUCGAGGACCCUUCUGUAAUGCUCCCGAUUUGGACCUCCGAGUUCCUCCAAGCAGUAGCACGUAUGGACCCGAAGUUCAUCGCCCUCCAUCUUCAAGAAGUCGGCGGCAAAGCGUAUGAGAAGUCCAUGCAAUACGUCAAAGACUUCGUACAGAGACUCUGUGAUAGUCCAGAACUACGGCUCUAUGACAAGAUCAGGAUAUUCCUGGACGAGGACUUCAGCUCUCCGGAGAAAUUUACGGCCCUUGGCAACAUGUACUUCGCUCAUUCCACAUUGACGGACCUCAAGAUAUGGGACUUUGAACUAAAGUCCUAUGUUGACGUAGUCAACAAAGAAGUCAACAGCGGGAACAUUGAGAAAGUCACCACUAAGGAGAAGGCCAAGUUCCCACAACACUUCUUUCCUGAAUGCAAAUGGUCUCGCAAAGGGUUUCUGCGCACGCGCUGGUCGAUCCGCAGCACUUCCAUAGAGUUUGUCAACAUACAUCUGUUCCAUGACGCUUCCAACCUGCUGGCUAUGGAGCCUUUCCCAUCUGUGUACUGUCGCAGCCGAAGGCGAGCGUUGCGACAUACGCUGAGACACCUGCACUCGGACGUCAAUGGCGCGCCAUACUUCAUAUUCGGGGACUUCAACUUUAGGACCGACACUGGUGCUGUCGUUAAGAAAGUAACAGAAGAGCUAACCGCCUGUCGUCUCCAAAACGGUGCAAGCGUAGACUCAUCAAAAUUACAGUAUCGCGCCAAAGCGGACGACAGGAUCGUGCUUACUGUGGGCAAGAAGGAGUUUGGGCACGUUGACCAUCAGAAGAUAUUCCGCGAGCCCUGGCUGCAGAAAUAUGACAGAGAGCUGGAAGCCUUCAAGCCAAACCUGUACGAAUUCCCCGUGAAGUUCCCACCCUCGUACCCUUUCGAAGAGGACGUGCAUCUCCCCACGCAUUACAUGAAGACCAGAUGUCCGGCGUGGUGCGACCGAGUGUUCCUAUCGCAGUCCGCGCGGCUGUUGGUGCAACAGAGCGACGCCAGGACUGGGGAGAACAGGCUGCACGGCUCUCGGAAAUCGGUAGCAGAUUCAACAGAUAGCGGAAGCGGGCGCGUAUCGUCUUCAGACAGCAGUCCCGCCAGAUCCGGCUCGCCGGCGAGACAGCACAAUCAGCAAUGGAGUCCCAGCAGAACCCUCGAGAAGAAAAGCAGCGCGGCAGAAUUGGACGUGCUCAGCGUGCCCGGCAUACAGGCCAGCAGGAAGAGCAUUGCAGACCCCACCAGCUUACAGCAAGCCAUUAACGCCAGGGUAUCAGAUUCAGAAGUAUCUCCGGGCCGCCGCAAACUGGUACGGAACCAAUCGGAAGGAUCACCAAAAUCAGGCGAGGCAUCGGCGGAACUUCGGAGAUUGGUCGACGCUCCAGCGCGCAGGCGGAGCGAAUAUGGUGUCAUAGGAGAUGCAGCUUGUAUGGGGGACCAUAAGCCGAUUUACCUCCGAGUGAUGCUGCAAAGCGAUCGAGGUAUCGUACCCUGCAACCCCCUUCCCCCGCGUCUCAAACGCUUGCCUACAGACCCUGACAUAUACGCGAACAAAAAGCUACUAACUGUAAACCAUCUAGAAUAUUCCACCAGCCACCCCGACCAACUACUACCCGACAAACGAAUAAAACGUUCUAGAACGGGUUCACUUAACGAAAAGAUAUUUCGUAUUCCAUUCGUCGAAAUCACUCGAGCAGACUAUACGAGUUACGACGGUAUAUUCGUUAACGAUAUCGACACAACUUUGUUGAGUCCCAAACAGUUUUCGGAUCCGUAUACGCCGGAAAGCGUCGAAUCUUUUACUCCAAACGCUGACGUAUCCCCCGAAUUGACUAUUGUCGAUGAUUUGGUAGUGACCACUCUAACUCGGGAUAGAAGUGUUUCGCCGUCUCAAUUAAAAACUAGGUUAGACAUGUUGUUGAGUAGAAACUGUAAAAGCAAAAAUAGCGACAAAAGAGUUCCCGAACUACAAAGGUUGGACAGUAGGGAGUCUUGCAAGUCGGGUAGUAGUAAAAAAGGGGGGUUGUGUUGUUUGGCGUUGAAAUGUUACGGUUUCUGUAGGAAUAGAGCUCGUAAAGUGAAUUGUAGCUGUAGUGGCUUGAAGUGUUGCUCCUCAUGACGUUUGAACGUUUGUUGUGUUUUGUACCCUUAGUAUACGGAAACGAAUCGAAACGAAGCGAUGAUAAUCGUUCCGCCUCACUCACACUAUACACAGAUAUAAUGUGUUAGUGAGAUCGAAAGAUUAUCGCUGCUCGUUUCAAUUCGUUUCUUUAAUGGCACGUUUUAUACAAGUUUGUACCUUUCGAAAAUGUUGAUAGAUUUCGACUAUCGAAACACUGUAUCGUGAGUAACUGUAAUACAAGAGUAAAAAAGGACCAAGGUCUAAGCAAGCGCGCUGAAUUCUAGACCUAGACAUUGUCAAAGUUUGAGUAAAAAACUAACUAACUAAAACUAGUGUUUCGAUACUUGAAAUCUAUAUCGUUGCAAACUUAGAUUAAGCCAGUUACCCGCAUUGGUCGAUUACGGACAUGGAACAGACAAGGAUGGCAAAUAUCGCUGUCGUUUUCACGCUACUUAUACUGCAUUUUUAUACUUAAUCGCGAAAGCUUUUAUUUUGACUAGAUUGACGCUACCCGCACUGUAGUUUCCUUAUAUUACUAUAGUAGACUUAAUUAUACAAUGUAUAAUGUAUAAUACGUAUUAUACCUAAUAUUAUUGUAUCUGUUGUCGUCUAAUGAGGAUUUUUUGUUCAACCCUGCGUUGAAUUUUAAAAAAGUUCAUUUUUAAGUGACUUCCAAGUUCAAAUCAAAGUCAGUGGUACUAAUUCAUUUGUAAUCAAUCCCUAAUUUGUAGUUCUGAAAAUAAUGUUAUCUUUUUCA
Messenger RNA from Maniola jurtina (meadow brown), 3077 nucleotides. RefSeq names its product inositol polyphosphate-5-phosphatase A (gene 5PtaseI). The transcript has 12 exons. Bases 110 to 2317 code for a protein of 735 amino acids. The record is from RefSeq and is a predicted model, not a curated record. Gene Ontology annotation, biological process: phosphatidylinositol dephosphorylation. Gene Ontology annotation, molecular function: inositol-polyphosphate 5-phosphatase activity. Lineage: Eukaryota; Metazoa; Arthropoda; Insecta; Lepidoptera; Nymphalidae.